This is a messenger RNA of Misgurnus anguillicaudatus (oriental weatherfish), 4109 nucleotides long. RefSeq names its product MAP/microtubule affinity-regulating kinase 1 (gene mark1). Gene Ontology annotation, cellular component: cytoplasm. Gene Ontology annotation, molecular function: ATP binding; protein serine/threonine kinase activity. Gene Ontology annotation, biological process: intracellular signal transduction; protein phosphorylation. NCBI's taxonomy places the organism in Eukaryota, Metazoa, Chordata, Actinopteri, Cypriniformes, Cobitidae. The record is from RefSeq and is a predicted model, not a curated record.
GGAUCAAUGCACGCACACACACGCACGCGGGUGCGCGCGUCCUGUCCGCGCAUCCGCAGCGCGCGCUCUCUCUGUCUCUCACCACCGGGCCGCUCGUGGAUACGCGCGCGUUAUAGACCGGAAAGCCUCCGCCGUCUCGUCUCGUGAAUGCCGGGAGCAAUGCCGCUGUGAGGGCGGAUCGGAUAUCUCUCUCCUCCGCGUUAUCUUCCGCACGGCCGGCCGGCGCUGGGGCGAGCGGCCUGUAAACACACAAGAUGUCGACCCGAACGCCAUUGCCCACCGUGAACGAGCGCGACGCCGAGCAUCACACGUCUGUCGAUGGCUAUGGCGACACACCAGCACCGCCCACAAAGUCCUCGAGUCGACAGAGUCUCCCACGCUGCCGAAAUUCAGUGGCAUCCAUCACAGACGAACAGCCUCACGUCGGCAACUACAGACUGCUUAAAACCAUCGGCAAGGGGAACUUUGCUAAAGUCAAACUCGCCCGUCAUGUUUUAACAGGACGAGAGGUGGCGGUGAAGAUCAUUGAUAAAACACAAUUGAAUCCCACUAGUCUUCAGAAGCUCUUUCGUGAAGUGAGGAUUAUGAAGGUCUUAAAUCAUCCUAAUAUUGUUAAGUUAUUUGAAGUUAUUGAGACGGAGAAGACGCUUUAUUUAAUUAUGGAGUAUGCAAGUGGAGGUGAGGUGUUUGACUACUUAGUUGCACAUGGGAGAAUGAAGGAGAAGGAAGCCAGAGCCAAGUUUAGACAGAUUGUGUCUGCGGUGCAAUAUUGUCAUCAGAAGAGAAUCGUUCACAGAGAUCUCAAGGCUGAAAACCUGCUGCUCGAUGCCGAUAUGAAUAUAAAGAUCGCCGACUUUGGCUUCAGUAAUGAGUUCACCAUUGGGAGUAAGUUGGACACGUUCUGCGGAAGUCCUCCAUACGCGGCUCCUGAACUCUUUCAGGGUAAAAAGUAUGAUGGACCGGAGGUGGACGUCUGGAGUCUGGGGGUCAUCCUGUACACACUUGUCAGCGGCUCUCUUCCAUUUGAUGGACAAAAUCUAAAGGAGCUGAGAGAGAGAGUUUUGCGAGGGAAGUAUCGGAUUCCCUUCUACAUGUCUACAGAUUGUGAAAACCUGCUGAAGAAACUGUUGGUGUUGAACCCUGGCAAGCGUGGCAGUCUGGAGCAAAUCAUGAAGGAUCGCUGGAUGAAUGUUGGCCAUGAGGAAGAAGAGCUGAAGCCCUACACAGAACCUGAGCCAGACUUCAGCGACACCAAACGUAUCGGUCUGUAUCCUGCUUUAGCCUAUAUCUGCUUUAGUAUUCAUAAUCUUACAAAACGUGUUUUAGUACCAGUGAUCUCUCAUGUUGUUUCAGAUCUCAUGAUCACUAUGGGUUUCCCUAAAGAUGACAUCACAGAGUCAUUAGUGGGUCAGAAAUACGAUGAGGUCAUGGCCACGUAUCUUCUCCUGGGCAGGAAAGCACCAGAUUUUGAAGGGAGUGAAUCAGUAUCCAGCACAAACCUGUGUCAAAGAUCUCGACCCAGCAGCGAUCUGAACAACAGCAGCAGCAGUAACACGCAGUCACCGGCACACAUCAGAGUCCAGCGCAGUAUCUCUACUACUCAAAAACAACGGCGAUUCAGUGAUCACGUUGCUCCGUCCAUACCUCCAGCCGUCUCGUACACCAAACGCUCUCAGGCCAACAGUGUGGAGGGAGAUAAGAAAGAUGAAUGGGAAGCGUCCCGUAAGCUGCCGUCCUCAAGCUCAAAGGGAGACGUGCCCACCUCUCCUCUGGUAACACAGGAGCGCAGGAAAUCCUCUAUAGCAUCAGGGAACGGCGCUUCUGGAGGAAUGACCAGAAGAAACACAUACGUGUGUGAACGCACCAGUACAGACCGAUAUUCAGCCAUCACCAACGGCAAAGACAGCAGUUUGACGGAGAUGUCCACUGCGGCUACUGGUUCAUCUUCAGUGUCUCCUGGAGCGUCGUCUGCACUGGCAUCCACUCGGCCACGUCACGUGAAGUCCAUGUCCGCCUCGGGUCACCCGACCAAAUCCCCUCUGCCGCCCAUCGAGGACAACGCUGAAUACAAGAGCUCCGGCGGCACUAGAGCUCCGUCCGCCUCUCCAUCCGCUCACAGCAUCAGCAGUAUGACUCCGGACCGGACCCGUUUUCCUCGAGGCACCUCCAGCCGGAGCACUUUUCACGGAGCACAGCUCAGAGACCGACGCAGUGCCACCUACAACGGCCCGCCCGCUUCACCCACCCUGUCACAUGACACUGGUGCUCUAGCCCAGGCCCGCAGAGGAACCUCAUCCGGUUUCAUCAGCAAACUCACCUCAAAAUUUGGGCGCAGGUUACCGAGUGAAGGAGAAGCCCGCGGUCGGGCGUACAGCGUCAGGAGCGGAUCCGGAGAACCCAAAGAAGACGGUCGCGACUCAAAGCCGAGAUCGCUGCGUUUCACCUGGAGCAUGAAGACCACGUCCUCCAUGGAGCCCGGAGACAUGAUGAGAGAAAUCCGCAAGGUGCUGGACGCCAACAACUGCGACUACGAGCAACGCGAACGCUUCCUACUAUUCUGCGUCCACGGCGACGCUCGCCAGGACAGCCUCGUCCAAUGGGAGAUGGAGGUGUGCAAACUGCCCCGCCUCUCUCUCAACGGUGUACGCUUCAAACGCAUCUCGGGGACGUCCAUCGCCUUCAAGAACAUUGCCUCUAAAAUUGCCAACGAGCUCAAGCUGUAAGCGAAGGCUUUGGGACGUGCGUGCACCAUUAGAGUUACUGCUUCUGUGAUGUGUAGUGGAGAAAAAAAAAGAUGAAUGCUAAAGAUGAAAAGCGCCCUCACCUGACCUCUCGCAUUAUAUACACCUGGUUAUAGCAACCAUCUCGCAAUAAUACCGAAACCCUUUUAGGGUCGCCAGGACAACGAAUGCUAACAGACUCAAAACGGACUUUUUCCACAUGUACAGAUCUGGAUUGUUUUUGUUGUAUCGAAUUAAUGAUAGAGUUGUAUAAUACAGGACUUUAAGCCUACUGAUGUGCAGAUAUGUUGUAUAGCCACUAAUGAGUCUGUACAGAACAAAUCACUGUCGUCAUUUACUUCCUGCAUAGUUUUAUUUUAUUAUUGCUUAAUAGAUUUUUUUAUUUAGAUUUUAGAUUGUUAUGCCAUUCAUCUGUUUUUAUAUUUUCACAAAGGAAAAGUGAAUUAUUAACUUGACCGUCCAGUCGUUUCAAACCCCCGUGCAACUGCAGCAUUUUUUAAUUGUAGACGUGAAUGCAGAUUCAUGCAUUGUGAAUAUUCGGCAUCGAGUAUUAAUAGACUACUGUCACUGGCAAUGAUUGUAUAGUACAGCUCUGUGGGUUUGAAACGACACGUCGGUCAACAUUGACUGAAUUUCAGAUUUGAUGGGACGAUAAAAUGGAGGAAAUGCUGAAGAAGUGUUUAUUUAGUAGUUUAGAAGGUCCGGAUGUACAUUUCAUCAGAUUAGAUUUCAAGCGGUAGUGAUUGAGCGUUGCAUUAACAAACACACUGAGACUUUAUACUAUAAUGUGCAGACAGUUUGCCACUACUCAGCCAUACUUCUAUAACGCUAAAACUUUUAUUUAUUAAGCCAUUUUAUGCCUUUUACGUUGUAUUAAAAAACUCACCCAGAGAAUGCAUGACUUUUUGUAUUUGUUUUUGUAUUUAGUGAUGAUGAUGAUGAAGAUAGGGAUUAUGACCACCUGUACUGGUACAUUUCUACUAUUGUGUUUUGUACCGAAGUAUCAGAGGAUAAAUGUGCAAUGCUGUCUAUGCUGUGUUACUGUAACGUUGAUGAAAGAAGUCACGACUGCACACUUCUCUUAAGGGGAGAUUACAUUGGAGAAUAAGUGGCUGAAGCUGUGAUGAUAAAGAUCUUAUUUGUUUCAUGGUACCUUUUUUAUAGUUUUUUUGUUUUGUUUUGGCAUUGUGGAUGAAAGUGAUUUAGAUGGCUGAAGUUUUCCAAAUAAUGCAAGCGACUCUUCAUUCCAUCUCAUCAUUCCUCGCACCUCUGCCCUGUUUUUCUCUUAACAUGGUACUGUACAAUUGUGAGCUGAAGUCUCUUGGGCCGCUGUGGUUCAGUCCCCCAUUAAAGCUUACUUGAAACCGG